Messenger RNA from Acanthamoeba castellanii str. Neff, 4113 nucleotides. RefSeq names its product Rho GTPase activating protein, putative. Gene Ontology annotation, biological process: regulation of GTPase activity; signal transduction. The record is from RefSeq and is a predicted model, not a curated record. Gene Ontology annotation, cellular component: cytoplasm. The transcript is spliced from 10 exons. The annotation marks the transcript as partial. NCBI's taxonomy places the organism in Eukaryota, Discosea, Longamoebia, Acanthamoebidae.
UGUCGGUGGUCGCCCAGGACGCCGGCGGGGAGAGCGUUGGGGAGAGAAGCGCGCGUUCAUCGUCGCCGUCAUCUUCUUCUUCUUCUCCGAGGGAGGCCAGCGAGGGUUCGCGGGUGCGGCCAAAUGCGGAUGGAGAGGAGAAGAAGGGGAAGGACGGGUGAGGAGGAGGACGGCGAGGAGGAGGAGGAGGAGGAGGGAGGGGACCCGCAUCGGCUGGCGAGGGGGCUGCGAGAAGCGCGAAAGGCUCUCCGGCAGCUGCGGAGGGAAAACGCGGAGCUGCGUGCACUGCGCGCCGAGGAGCGACAGCAAGCGAGCGAGGCGCAGUACGGGGAGGCGGAGAAGAAGCAGCUCAUGAAGACCAUCCGGCUGCUGGCCAAGGAGAGACGUACGUCCCAGCACGUCAUGAACCUCACCAAGUUCAAGGCCGAAAUGCGCGCCCUCGAGCUCGAAGCCGAGCUCCACCAGGAGAGGACCCUUAGACGUCGUGCCGAAACCCAGGCCCUCUCCCACCACGCCCACCAUGCCCACCACGCCCACGCCCACGACGACGACGACCAGGCACCGGAGAUGGCCACCUCCGGUGGGAUCGCCGGGGAGAGCCCGAUCGAGGAUCAUCCUGGUGGCCACCCUCCGGACGGCAAAGCUCCCCUCGGCGUCGGCGGCGGCACCGGCGGCAGCGCCACGGAAGACCACUCGGACCUCGCUCGCAGACUUGAGCGGGAGCUGGCGCAGGAGCGGCAAGAGAAGCACGAACUCAGGCAGCUGUACGGCAAACGGAUCGCCGAACUCGAAGCGCUCGUGGAGCGCCUCCAGGAAGAGGGCAAGCCGGCCUCAGCACACAAGCGGCAGGAUCGCAUCAACCACCACAGCACGGACGUUGACGAUGUUGACGACGAGAUGGACGCCCUCCACUCCUCGCUCGAGAUGUCGCGCGCUGUUUCCCGAGAACACGGCCUCGCCCUCAUCUGCCCUCCACCAGGAGUUGAGGGAGGGGCAUCGCACGCCGUGAAUCCGGUGGUCGUGCAGGCCAUGAAUCACACCCUCUCCCGACUUCUGCAUUCGUCUCGGUUGGUGUCCUGGCGGGACGUGGCCGAAUUCAGUGCGGUGCUCAAGUCCGACCUCGGCCGUCGCCAAUUUGCCAAUUCCCUGACCGCUUUUGUGCGCAAACUGAGCGUUACCUGUCUUUCGAAACCCUCCUUCGAUCUGUUGGUGAACAUCUGCCGCACUAUGACAGAGGAGAUGCAUCGCGCCACUGACGCUGAUGUGGUGCUGCGGCAUAGGGAGUGGGUGACGGCGAGCGAGCUGAUGCGGGUGGCGGAGAGGGUGUGCUACCGGGAGCAGAAGAAGAAGGGCAGGGCGGUGGAUGUGCAUCUGCUGCACUUCCUCAAGGCGAGUCCGGUGUGGUGCAGCCGAGCGCUUUGGGAAGCCAACUUCUGGGACACGCUGGCGAGGCUGCAGCAGCAGCAGCAGCAGGAGGAGGAGCUCGCGACCGCAGCAGGCGACGCCUCCGAGUCCUCCCACACUCGCUCGCGCUCGGAGAGCGAAGCAGCAGGGCGAGGGGGUGGGGCGGAGAAGGCGCAACAGGUGGCGGGGAGCAACAAGAUCAUGAGCAAGGAGCGGUCGGCCCGCACCAUGCUGGGCAUCUUUGGUGGCAUGAUGAGCAAGCAGAACGACAAGCUUGGUGACCGCACUUCGCGGAACGACUCGGCCAAGCCGGCCUCCCGCGACGACGAGCCGGCCUCCCGCGAACUUGCCCCCCUCAAGGACCCCCGGAAGAAGCUGCACGACCAACGAGAGGAGUGGGAAGUGAGCGGCGACAUGGCCAUCGUCAGUCUAGGCGACAAGGAGGCCAGAGCGGAGCAGGCCCUCUUCGUCGCCGCUCUGCAACGCGUGGGCGAGCAGAUGGUCGACUGGGACCUGCCCUCGCCCUUCCUCCACGACGCCCUCUCCGCUCUCUGCCGCCUCUUCUCCCUCCCCGCCUCCGCCUACAACGACCUCCUGCAACAUGUGCACCUCUACGUGGACGACCCCACGCGCAAAAAGGAGGAGAAACGAAUGCUCAAGCGCACCAAAGCCGAGGACGACCGUCGGAAGAAAGAGGAGGACAAGGAGAACGAGCGGCUGCAAAAGCAGUGGAAGGAAGAGGAGAGGCGGACCAAGGGGCUGAAGGGCGCGGAGGAGCGGUAUGGCGGGGCCGAGGCUCGCGGGGGAGGAGGAGAUGAGGGGAGCGGCGAUGGCAGAGGACGAGAUGAACACGGCAGCUCGUCGUCGUCGUCGUCGGGAGCGUCGCUCGUCUCGGGCAAGUCGCGGGGCAAAUCGUUCCGCAAGCGGAAGGACAAGAAGGAGGAGGCCGUCGGCAGCAGUGGUAGGGGGAAGGAGAAGGCUCUCAAGAAACAACAAGCUGCUGCGAGGGAGAGCCCGGCACCGGCUGACGACACCACGCCGCCUGCUGCUGCUGCCGCCGGCGGUGACGGCGGUGACCUCGGUGGCGGUGACCUCAGUGGCGGUGCCGCCGUGGCGACCACGGAGGGCUGCGGACCGGGGGGCGACGUAGUGGGGGGCAUCCUCAAGCUCUCGGGGAACAGCCGCAAGGCGCGCAAGGGCGGCGACAAGAAGCCCCUCUCAGGGGGCACCAAGAUCACCUUCGCCCCACGUGUGGAGACAGCCACCGCCACCACCAGCACCACCAGCACCACCAGCACCAGCACCACCAGCACCAGCAGCACCACCAACACUCCGACCAACCCCCACCACCAGCACCACCACCGCCGCCAUGACCAUCUUGACCCCGAGCAAACCCCCGAGGACGGCCCAGGCGAUACCAUAGACAGCCAAAAGAACAUCGGCGAGCCGGUGGCGGCGCAGAUGGAUCCUCUGGGCCAGCACGCAAGCAAAGAAGACGACGACGACCACGAGGAGGAGGAGGAGCAGGCAGCGGCGGCAGGGGCAGGGUUGACCAGCCAGCAGCAGCAGCGCAAAGGGAAGGGCCAUUCGCGAAGUCGGAGCGUGGGAACCUUCAUUCCAAGCCUCUCGCUCAACCCGUUCCUGCGUCGCGACGAGGACGAUGCCGGCGGCGGCAAGGUGGACCAUGGCCGCAGCUUCCCAUCACUGCUGUCGCCUCGACGAAUCAUUGCAUCACGCGAUCGCGACAGGGAGCUCGAGCGGGAGAAGGAGAAGCGAGAGAAGGAGCUGCGAACCUUCCUGGGCCACAACUACGGUAUCCUCGCCUCGCCUCACGACAAAAAGAGGCCCGCCGCCGCCGCCGACGACGACCCUGAUGACGCCCGACGACGCGUCUUUCACGUGCCCCUCCGCACGCUGCUCCAGCGGGACGGGACCCCCCUUCCUCGCCUCGCCGCCGACGCCAUCAGUGCCCUUCACCGCGAAGAGGCGUUGACCACCGUGGGGAUCUUCCGAGUCACCAGCGCGCAGUCAGAGAUCGACGACCUGGUGUCCCUCCUCGAUGCCGGCGUGAGCGUGCACACGGUUGCGUCUCUACUCAAGCGCUUCCUCAAGUGUCUGCCAGAGCCGCUGUUGUCGUGGCAGUUGUACCCGCGCUUCCUGUCGGUAGCCAGCCUUGGCGAUCCGGUGGAGAGGUUGCGCGAGCUGCGGGUGCUCGUCAAUCUUCUGCCGACAGAGAACAGGUCGCUGCUGGGCGACCUCACCCGGCUGCUGGUCGACAUUGCUUCCCGAGCGGCUGUCAACAAGAUGAACGCCACCAAUCUCGCCACAGUCAUUGGGCCGACCCUGCUCUACUCCCAGCCGGACUCGGAGGAGGCUAGCUCUGACUCUCUCCUGGGCAACAUGAACGCAGCCAACCUCGUCGUGGAGAGCAUUAUCGCCUUCCACGCCGAGCUCUUCGGUACGCCCGCACGCGAGCCAAACAGCACGAGCGUGCCACAGCCCACGGACGAUGCCACCACGCGCAACACCCUGCCCGCAGACGCCGCCGGUCGCCAGGAGGUCAAAGGCGGAGGAUCAACUGACGCCGCCCGUGAGCUUCCAGGUCUCAACGAAACUGCCGUCUCUCGCCUGCGCAGUGUACGGGAUCAGUGGCGUAAACGGGAAACUAGCUCAGGUGAGCGACUGGCCACAAAGUCGAAGGACGUGUAA